This is a messenger RNA of Cucumis sativus (cucumber), 408 nucleotides long. Its product is annotated as leucine-rich repeat extensin-like protein 3. The transcript has a single exon. Bases 1 to 408 code for a protein of 135 amino acids. The record is from RefSeq and is a predicted model, not a curated record. NCBI's taxonomy places the organism in Eukaryota, Viridiplantae, Streptophyta, Magnoliopsida, Cucurbitales, Cucurbitaceae.
AUGUUUCCGGCCAAACUUCUGGCUCUGGUCGUCGUUUUUAACCUCAACACCGCCGUCUCCGCCACCGACGACGCUGCCAUGCCCACACCCAUUUCCUGCGACAACUGCACCAUUUGUCAAUCCACCUGCAGCCCACCGCCGUCUGAGCCACUGCCAUUGCCACUCUCGCCGCCGCCGCCUUCGCCCUAUGCAGAGCCAGAGCCACUGCCGUUUCCAGUUGCUCCUGCGAACUGCCCUCCCACCAUUGUCCAGUGCUGUCAGUUUCUUCCGCCGCCGCCGCCGCCACCGCAAGCGACGGCGGUGAAUGGUAAUGUAUACACACCGAUUUAUAAUUCUUCUUCUUCGUUUUUGAGAGUUGGGUUGGGCUCUGCUCUGGCCCCUGUUUUUGGGUUGUUGGCCAUUUUCUGA